CACGGCCCUUACAUUAAUCUGCUGCUGCAUUCCUCCUCCUCUCUCUCUCUCUCUCCUCACCUUGUGCUUUGCGAGCCUCCUCGUCCUCCUGCAUCUUCACUCCAGUUCGUCAGUCUCUACGACCCCUUUCUCUUCUGCUCCCGUGCCUGAAUCCUGAUCUUCUUUCCUUCCUCCCUCCCUUCCGGAUCUUGUAUCACUCAUCUCAGCUCGAUGGCUGAGGGCAAGCUUCAAAUUCCCGACGAUCUCAUCUCCAAACCUAGUGAUCAACCUUGGACUGACAAAGUUACUUCAGAUCAAGCAAUAUCGGAGAACGUCAUCCCUCUGUCUCCUCAGUGGCUUUAUGCUAAACCAAGUGAGAUAAAGAUGGAUGUAAAAGCACCAAGUUCUCUGUGUCUGGGAAACUCUGCUGAACCCAAUCAGAAGGAGGCUUGGCGUACAGAUGCUGCUCCUGAGGAGAAAAAGAAUUGGAGAAGAAUUGCAACUGAGACAGACACUAGCCGCCGCUGGCGCGAAGAAGAGAGGGAAACCGGAUUGCUUGGUAGAAGAGACCGUAGGAAGACUGAGCGUCGAGUUGACAGCCCUGCUGGAAGGGAAACUGCUGAAAACAAAUCUUUGCCUUCUUCUGAAAGAUGGAACGAUGUUGCUAGCCGUGGUUCUGGGCAGGAACCCAGGCGUGAUGGCAAGUGGUCAUCAAGGUGGGCACUUGAUGAGAAAAGUAAGGAACCUGUGAAUGAGAAGAAGGCAGAUGUAGAGAAGGAAGAUGCUUAUGCUGAUAAUCAGCCUAUAACAGGCAGUAACCGCGGAGUUAUAGAAAAUGAAUCAGAUUCUCGUGACAAGUGGAGGCCUCGCCAUAGAAUUGAGGCGAACACUACUGGCUCCGGCACCUAUCGCGCUGCACCUGGAUUUGGUGGAGAGAGAGGAAAGAUGGAUGAAGCUAAAAUGGGGUUUGGAUUAGGAAGAGGAAGAUCUACUGGGACAGCUCCGAGCUCUCAGGCAUUGGGUGCUGCUCCUUUUGAUAGAAACAAAGGAAUUCCUGGAACCCUAGGUUUUGCAACUAAUAUGUUUAUCUAUCCAAGGGGAAAGCUGCUUGAUAUUUAUCGCAUGCAAAAUGUGGAACGAUCUUUUGCUACUGAACCUGAAGAGAUGGAGGAUGCACCUCCCAUAACACAAAAUACUGUCCUCCAGCCAUUGGCUUUUCUGGCUCCACUUGAAGAGGAGGAGGCUAUCCUUGAUGAUAUAUUGAAAGGAAAAAUCACUAGCAGUGAGGCUAUAUACAAUUCAUUUACACCGAGCAGAUCAACAGAUAACAUUACAGAGAUGGGUGAAAUAGAAUCUAAUGACGGGAAACAUAAUUUUCUUUCUUCUACCAUGACUGAAGACAGUGACAAACUCCUUGACAUUACAAAGGGUAUUGCUCAUCUUCCUCACAAUCAUAGCACCUCAAACGAUUUGAAUCCUGGAGUGAUUUUGAUUGAUGACCUUGAAUCAGAAUAUAAAAUUCCUGAGGUUAACACCAGGAUUUAUCCCGACCAAUUGAUGCCGUUGUCUUCUAAUGCUGACAAAGCCUACAGAAGGCUUGAGAAUGGUGGUAUUGAUGUCAAGGCUUCUCUGCCGGAAAUCUUGGAUUCAUCUUCUAGUGGGCAUCCUUUCCACAAUGACUUUGUAUCUGCAGCUUCAGCUGAUGGAAAUGUGAAUCUUCCAGAUGAUUCAAAUGGUUUGUUUAUUUCAUCAUUAGCAUCUCAAAGUUGGGGAAACAACAACCUGCAUCAGAAAGAAACCAAUGUCAGUCAGUAUCAUUUGGCCAGCGGUUUGCAACCAGAAGAACUGAGUUUAUACUAUCUUGAUCCUCAAGGAGAAAUUCAGGGUCCAUUUCUAGGGGCUGACAUUAUCUCAUGGUAUGAGCAAGGUUUUUUUGCCACAGACUUACUAGUUCGUCUGGAAGAUGCUCCUGGAGACUCACCUUUCCAGGAAUUGGGUGAUAUCAUGCCACAUCUUAGAUUCACUGAUGGACAACACUCUAGCAUCAAUGAUUUACCAUCUAAAACUGAACAGCACGGAGCUCUGGAAAUGAAAGUAGGAACAUCCUUAUCUGACUCUGUUCCUAUAUCUGAAAUGGUUGAUCAGCACUGGCCAUUGUCUGGUCUUCCAGUUCAACAUCCUGGAUCAAGAAUACCCGAGAAUGAGGGUAGGUUUCAUCAUCUCCUACAUUCCGAAGAUCAGAAUUUUCAGGACAAUAUUUCUCACGAUGAAGAAACUAUGUUCCUAGGAAGAGCUGGGACUGGAAGUAGACCUCCUGUUAGUGGUGGAAAUGUCUUGCCUAAUAUGAUGGCCAAUCAUCCUUUUCCGUCUGAGUUUAGAGAAUCAGGCAUGGCUAACAGAAACGAUAGUACACUUCACCCAUUUGGGUUUUUGUUGUCUGAGCUAGAAGGCAAUAAUUAUGCAAGACGCGAUCAGCCGUCAAAUAUGAUGGAUCAUGUUGGUGUUAAUAACUAUAAUACAGCUGGAAGGGUCAGUCAAUUUGGAACCCACGAUCCAGCUCUAUCUCCAGCUCAAGCCCAAGUUCGUCAGAUUGACGCAUGGCCUGAUGCCAGAAGAAAUGCAGACACGGUUGAGUCUCGCAGGACAUCAAAUAUGAAUCAAGAUUCUAGGAUCUUCGAUACUAUGUUAUCCCAACAGAUGCAACAACACCAGAACCAUCAGCACAACAAUCUACUGCCGUCUCAGGUCCUCCAUGGGAAUGAAUCGGUUCUUGAACAAUUUCCAGUUCGGAAUUCUCUACACCAACAGCUGUCUGCGUCGGAUCUUGAACACCUCAUUGCAUUACAACAACUGCAACAGCAGCAACAACAACAACGUCAGAACCAUCUUCAACAGCGGCAACAGCUGCAACAACAGCAACAACAGCUCCAAUUGCAGCAAAUGUAUCUACAGAAGCAGUCGGAAGCUCGACAAGCUAUUCUUGAACAGCUGAUACAGGGUCGAAAUGAAGAUGCUCUUCGGAACAACAAUCCUCUAGAUCAGAUGUUAAUGAACCAGCAGGUCUUGCACGGGCUUCAACAGAAUUCGUUGUAUCCUCCUCCUACUCAUAGGCAGCAGCUCCAGCAGCAGCUGCAGCAGCAGCAUGUUGAUCCGUCGUCCCUUGAACAGAUUUUUCAAGCAGCGAAAUUUAAUCAAGUGCCUCGUCGAGGCGAUCUAAUGGAGCUCAUUUCACGCGGAAAGCAGCAGCAACAGCAGGGGCAUCAUCCUCUUGGACUUAGACAGCAGCAUAUGCAAUUGGAAGACAGACAAAUGAGUAACCCUAAUUUGGCUGGAGAUGAAUUGAAUCAAUAUCUUUGGAGUGUUGCUCAACAGCAGCAACAAAGACAGUUACCCGAGGAUCAGAUGAGUAGUCAGCUUGAACGUAAUCUUUCGAUGCGAGACCGUAUUCAGCGAGGUCCAUACGAGCAGCAGCCCUCUGGUUUACUUCAUCGUUCUAUGGAACAACCACCACUACCACAACAGCAACCGUAUAUGCAAAUGCAUUCUUCUGCUCGUCAACAAGACGAUUGGACAGAUUCCCACGUUCGUAUGUUGCACCAUAAUAACUCGGAGCUGCUGCAGAAAAGGGAGUCAGAAAGGAAUGUGGCUUCUGAAGACCUGAGUUCGUGGAUGUCUGCCGGAGCAACUGACGAUAGCUCGAAGAAUUUGCUUAUGGAACUGCUUCAACAGAAACAGGUCCGUCAAUCUACUACCCCUGAUCAACAACAACAAGUAGACCACCGAAGGGUGGGGGGUUUAGGUCAUUUAAUAAAUCAACCCAGCAAUAUGUUGCCAGAUCGAGUUGAAGGAGGCGGAAAUGGUUUGUUCCAGGUAGUAGGAGGAUCAGAACAGAAGAAGGACAAUGGAGUUGUUGUUGUUUCAGAUGCGGUGGUGGCGGAUAAGAAGCAACCGGUCAAAUACGAGAGUGACAGUAUUCAUUUCGAGCUUCAAGACAGCAUUGCUGCCGACCAAGCGGGGCUGCCAGCCGUAAUUAACCGCGGUGAAAUGUCGAGGCAUAAUUCUUCAUCAGCAUUUUCUGCCGGUGGUGUUAAAACUACUACUACUACAGAGGGUGUGGAAAAUCAAGAUUCGGUUGAAGUGGCGGUUAGGCCUUCUUCGGGGAGUAAGAACAACAACAACAAUGAGACUAGGUUGUUUAGAAGGACGUCGUCUUAUAGUACAGACGCGGAGACUUCAGAACCGUCGUUCAGCGACAUGCUGAAAAGUAACAACAGUAAGAAACAAAUACAAACACAGGUUGCGGCGGCGGACGAGGAUGUUGGAGGACAAAUGGGGAAAAGCGGGAAGAAGAAAGGAAAGAAAGGUAGGCAACUUGAUCCGGCCCUUCUUGGAUUUAAGGUUACAAGCAACCGUAUCAUGAUGGGUGAGAUACAAAGGAUAGAUGAUUAAUUAAAAACUACAAAUCAGUGAAACAAACAAACCAGCCUUUUUUUUCCUUUUUGUAAAAAGAAAUUAUACACCUCUUCCUCUUUGUUCCUCUUGAGAGAAAGUGAGCUUGUACCAUUUUUUCUUUUUGCUGUUAAGAGCUGUACAAUUUGUAGAUUCUUCUUUAAAGCUUUUUUAUUUGAUUCUUUUA
Molecule: messenger RNA, 4615 nt
Organism: Impatiens glandulifera
Lineage: Eukaryota; Viridiplantae; Streptophyta; Magnoliopsida; Ericales; Balsaminaceae
Product: protein ESSENTIAL FOR POTEXVIRUS ACCUMULATION 1-like
Exons: 8
Coding region: 211-4428 (1405 amino acids)
Molecular function (GO): protein binding
Source: RefSeq, a predicted model, not a curated record